This is a messenger RNA of Dipodomys spectabilis (banner-tailed kangaroo rat), 5006 nucleotides long. It is a transcript of the gene Trappc10, whose product is annotated as trafficking protein particle complex subunit 10. Lineage: Eukaryota; Metazoa; Chordata; Mammalia; Rodentia; Heteromyidae. Gene Ontology annotation, biological process: early endosome to Golgi transport; intra-Golgi vesicle-mediated transport. The transcript has 23 exons. Gene Ontology annotation, cellular component: TRAPPII protein complex. Bases 157 to 3939 code for a protein of 1260 amino acids. The record is from RefSeq and is a predicted model, not a curated record.
GGAAGUGGACGCGGCCGGCAGCGGCGGGCGGCGCGGCGGGCGGCGGCUCGGGAGCUGCCAGGGGGCCGCCGGCGCGGCGGAGGCGCGGGUCGUCCGGCCCGGCGCGGCCUCGGGUGCCCAUGGGGCGCGGGGGGCCGGGCCGGUGACGCGGGGCCCAUGGACGCGGCUGAGGGGCCGCCGCCGCCGGUGAUCUACACCAUGGAGAACAAGCCCAUCGUCACCUGUGCUGGAGAUCACAACUUAUUUACCUCUAUUUAUCCGCCGCUUUCCCAGCAGCUUCCGAGGGAGCCGAUGGAGUGGAGAAGGUCUUAUGGCCGGGCUCCAAAGAUGAUUCAUCUAGAAUCGAACUUUGUUCAAUUCAAAGAGGAGCUGCUGCCCAAAGAAGGAAACAAGGCUCUGCUCACGUUCCCCUUCCUGCACAUCUAUUGGACGGAGUGCUGCGAUACUGAAGUGUACAAAGCUACAGUAAAAGAUGACCUCACCAAGUGGCAGAAUGUUCUGAAAGCCCAUAGCUCCGUGGACUGGCUCAUUGUGGUAGUUGAAAAUGAUGCCAAGAAGAAAAACAAAACCAACAUCCUUCCUCGUACUUCUAUUGUGGACAAAAUAAGAAAUGACUUCUGUAAUAAACAGAGUGACAGGUGUGUUGUACUCUCUGACCCCUUGAAGGACUCUUCUCGAACUCAGGAAUCUUGGAAUGCCUUCCUGACCAAACUCAGGACGCUGCUGCUUAUGUCUUUUACCAAAAACCUUGGCAAGUUUGAAGAUGACAUGAGAACCUUGCGGGAGAAGAGGACAGAGCCAGGAUGGAGUUUCUGUGAAUACUUCAUGGUGCAGGAGGAGCUGGCUUUCGUCUUCGAGAUGCUGCAGCAGUUUGAAGAUGCCCUGGUGCAGUAUGAUGAGCUGGAUGCCCUGUUCUCCCAGUAUGUCGUCAACUUUGGGGCUGGGGACGGGGCCAACUGGUUGACUUUUUUCUGCCGGCCAGUGAAGAGCUGGCACGGACUGGGCCUCCGCAAGCCCAUCGACAUGGAGAAGCGGGGGCUGAUCCAAAGACAGGAGGCUGCCCUGCUGGACCUGCGCGGCUACCUGUUCUCGCGCCAGUGCACCCUGCUGCUCUUCCUGCAGCGGCCCUGGGAGGUGGCGCAGCGCGCCCUGGAGCUGCUGCACAGCUGCGUGCAGGAGCUGAGGCUCCUGGAGGUGUCCGUCCCGCCCGGCGCUCUGGACUGCUGGGUAUUUCUGAGCUGUUUGGAGGUGUUGCAGAGGAUAGAAGGUUGCUGUGACCGGGCACAGAUAGACUCCAACAUUGCUCACAUGGUGGGACUGUGGAGCUAUGCCACGGAAAAGCUAAAAUCCUUGGGCUAUCUCUGUGGACUUGUGUCAGAAAAAGGACCUAACUCAGAGGAUCUCAAUAGGACAGUUGACCUUUUGGCGGGUUUGGGAGCAGAACGACCUGACACAGCCAACACAGCCCAGAGUCCUUAUAAGAAACUCAAGGAAGCAUUGUCAUCAGUGGAAGCUUUUGAAAAGCACUACUUGGACCUGUCCCAUACCACCAUCGAGAUGCACACGAGUGUCGGGAGACUCCGCUCCGCCAAGCUCGUCGGGAAGGACCUGGCGGAAUUUUACAUGAGGAAGAAGUCUCCGCAAAAGGCAGAAGUCUAUCUUCAGGGAGCUUUGAAAAAUUAUCUGGCUGAGGGCUGGGUCCUGCCCGUCACGCACACACGGAAGCAACUAGCUGAAUGCCAAAAACACCUUGGGCAAAUGGAAAACUACCUGCAGACCAGCAGCCUUCUGGCCAGCGACCACUGCCUGACUGAGGAGGAGCGGAAGUACUUCUGCCAGGAGAUACUCAGCUUUGCCAGCCGCCAGGAGGGCAGCCCUGGUCACAAGGUGGUACUGCCCAUGCACUCCUUCGCACAGCUGCGCGAUCUGCAUUUUGACCCUUCCAAUGCUGUGGUCCACGCGGGUGGCAUUUUGUCCCUGGAAAUAACCUUGUGCAGCCAGAUGCCUGUCCCUGUCCACAUGGACCAGAUUGCUGUCAACGUCCACUUCAGCAUUGAGAAAAACAGUUACCGGAAGACGGCGGAGUGGCUCACCAAGCACAAGACGUCCAACGGGAUCAUUAAAUUCCCCAGUGAGGCCUCGCCAUUCCCCACCUCGCAGAGCAGCCUGCCCGCGCUGGAGCUGUCGGAGAUGUUCGAGAGAAGCCCUUCCGACAGCUCUCUCAACACCACCGGGAUCAUUUGCAGAAAUGUGCACAUGCUCCUGCGGAGGCAGGAAAGUGGCUCGUCCCUAGAGACAGCCUCCGGGGUGGCCCUGGAAGACGGGGCCCACGUGCUGAAGUGCAGCAGCGUGACCCUGGAGCCGGGGGCCAACAGGGUCACCUUCAGGACUCAGGCCAAGGAGCCUGGAACGUACACGCUCCGGCAGUUGUGCGCCUCAGUGGGCCCUGUGUGGUUCGUCCUUCCGCACAUCUACCCCAUCGUGCAGUAUGACGUGUACUCUCAGGAGCCCCAGCUGCACGUGGAGCCUCUGGCCGAUAGCCUUUUGGCUGGCAUUCCUCAGAAGGUCAAGUUUACUGUCACUACUGGCCAUUAUACAGUGAGAAAUGGGGAUAGCCUCCAGCUCAGCAACGCAGAAGCCAUGCUCAUCCUGUGCCAGGCGGAAAACAGAGCCAUGAUCUAUUCCAACUCGAGAGAGGAGUCCUCCACGGCACUGCUCCGGAUCCAGUCCUCUGACAAGGUCACAAGCAUCAGCCUCCCUGCUGCACCUGCGUACCACGUGAUCGAGUUUGAGCUGGAGGUUUUGUCGUCCCCUUCGGCCCCCGCCGCUGGGGUGGAGAGCAGCGUGCUGGCCUCACCGGAGCCCCCCGGGAAGCAGAAGGACGACAGGCAGAGAGCUGCCGUUGGUAUGAUCACCACGGACCACAAGGUGUCCAUUGACUGCCCGUGGUCCAUCUACUCCACUGUCAUCGCGCUGACAUUCAGCGUGCCCUUCAGGACCACGCACUCCCUGCUCUCUGCUGGAGCUCGGAAAUAUGUCCAGGUUUGUGUCCAGAACUUGUCAGAACUCGACUUUGAGCUGUCAGAUAGUAAUCUGGAGGACACAGGCCAGGCUUCUGACCUGAGGAUAAUACCACUGAACACGCAGCCCCAGCAGCACAUCCACAGCAAGCAGUCGGUGUUCUUCGUCUGGGAGCUGACGUGGACACGGGAGCCUCCCCCCGCUCUGCACGGCCGCUUCUCUGUUGGAUUCUCCCCAGCAGCUGGAGAACAGCUGUCCGUCUCCUUAAAGCCCUACACGUACGAAUUUCAAGUGGAAAACUUUUUUACUCUGUACACCGUGAAGGCUGAGAUCCUGCCUGCUCCGGGAGCGCAGUACUGUAGGACUGGCUCGCUCUGCUCCCUGGAGGUGUCCAUCACGCGGCUGGCCGCCCUCCUGGAGGUGGACAAGGACGAAGCACUGGUGGAAUCCGAUGACUACCUGUCCACCAAGCUCAUGUAUGAAGUUGUGGACAACAGCAGCAACUGGGCGGUGUGUGGGAAGAGCUGCGGCGUCAUCUCCAUGCCGCUGGCUGCCCAGGCCACCCACCGCGUCCGCAUGGAGGUGAUGCCUCUGUUCGCGGGUUCCCUGCCCGUGCCCGACGUCCGGCUGUUCAAGUACCUCCCCCACCACUCCACUCACUCUUCGCAGCUGGAUGCCGACAGCUGGAUUGAGAGCGACGGCCUGCCGGUGGACCGGCGCCUGGACGACCAGCCGGACUGCAGCAGCGUGUGGAGCCGAGGCAGCGUGCACUCGGCUUCCAGUGGCGAGCUCAAAGGCUUGCCCAUGCCCCGCCUCCAGGCCCUGCCCACGGGCCAGGUCUUCAACUCCAGCACCGGCACACAGGUCCUGGUCAUUCCCAGCCAAGACGACCACGUCCUGGAAGUCAGCGUCACAUGACACCGCAGACGGCUGUGCGUGUACUUUAGGGACUGUGGCUGGGUUGCUGUGUGUCAUGACCUGCUGGCUCAGCAGACGUGCGUGGGUGACCCUGCCUGGCCACAGAGGCAUCGGGCUGGGUGUUCAGCUGGCCAGAGCCGCGGAGCUUCCCUUUAUGUUGUUUAACAAAGGAGUCAUUGUUAUUUCCUCGUCCCUCCCGCGCGCACCCCUCACGCGCGCUGCUCCUUCAGCGUGCCAUCAUCUCUGGUCUCCGCCGCCACCGCAACUUCCUGUCCUCUGGCACUGUGCACAGCUCACCACCUUCAGGGGACACCUGCCGGCCAUGCAGGCUUCUUACAACACUGUGUGCCGUUUCCGUCACACGGCUGCCCAUGUCCUGGACCGGGAGGACUCGAGGCCCUCCUCCGGUCCAGAUCACCUAGCUGUGCUUUUCCACACUAACACCUCUGGAGCAGUGGGUGGGGGUGCAGGGUGGGGCCAGGAGGAGACAUAACCCCUCUGUGCCUUGGAGUGGCAGAGCUGUGGACUAUGACGGUCGCCGUCUGGAGCCAUGCUAAAGUACUUAAGACUACCAGGCGGAAGGAACAGCUCCGUGGAGAAGUGGUUUAGGAAUAAAUGUUUCUGUAUUCCUGGCCCCCCUGAUGUUAACUGAGUAUCAUAUGCACUUGGAAUUAAAUAUAUAUUUAUUUUAAUUGUCUUUAUAAAUGUGGGGGUUAGUACGUUGUUUUUCUCUCACUUUUAAAGUCUGUACAUAUAAUUGUAGCCGUAUAAUCAGCAUCUUUCUUUGCACCUUAAGUCUCAGACAUUAAGCUGCUGCUUCUGGAGUGGAGAUCGGAGGGGCUCGGCGUGCUCUGGCCUGGCAGGGGAAGGACUGGGUCUGCAGCGCCGCCUCUGCUCAUCCACUCGGUUGCAGUAUACCAUACCAACGGGUGCGCUUACUUUGGGUUGUAAAUUUAAUUGUACAUAUGGUUGAUUUAUUAUUUUUAAAAGUACAGACUAACGGAUGUAAUGUUUAUGUAUAACUUGCACCAAAAAUCAAGGACAAAAUAAAUGUGCAUUUCUUUUUA